Messenger RNA from Osmerus eperlanus (European smelt), 3785 nucleotides. RefSeq names its product ring finger protein 26 (gene rnf26). The record is from RefSeq and is a predicted model, not a curated record. The transcript has a single exon. Gene Ontology annotation, biological process: protein ubiquitination; ubiquitin-dependent protein catabolic process. Lineage: Eukaryota; Metazoa; Chordata; Actinopteri; Osmeriformes; Osmeridae. Bases 436 to 1791 code for a protein of 451 amino acids. Gene Ontology annotation, molecular function: ubiquitin protein ligase activity.
UCACAGCUGACCAUGCAGCUCAAAACAAGAAUGGCGGAAUACAUGUAGCAACGAUACACAGCAAGUUGCUGUUUUGGGACAUUUAGUUAUUUCUUUGUGCAUUAAGCCUAGCAAUGUUGGGAACUUUGGACAAGGAUAUUAAUCCAAGAUUAUCGGAAGAAGGAAUCAAGAAAAUAGUCGUUAUUUAGCGUGCUUCUUGCGAGGAAGAAACUGCGUGCUAGCUAGCCUAGCCAGCUAGUUAGCAAAGGUUUUGAAAAUAAACAUCCGCUGAUGAUGGUGGUAGAACUUGAGGAUUAUGUUCGCUCUUUAGCUAAAUAGUAAACCUGGCCAUAACAGUCCGGGGCAGGGUGUAUCGUAAACUGGACCAUUACUCUAUUUGUUUAUCAAAACAACCACAGAGCAACUGUGUAACCAACUUGCAACAACUAUACGGCGAUGGGUCUGGUGAACUUAGUAUUCAGCACUGUAUCAAAAUGUAUUGAAGUCAUAGGCUUUCUUCUGGACCUCAACUUCGUCAUAGUUCAUUCCUUGAUCCGGCUUGUUGUGGCAUGUAUUGCCUUCGUGAACAACCUUCCGAUGUUGCUGGCCAAUUUAGUGGUGCAAUGCUGCCAGUUUGUCCUCUCCUGUUUGGUGUAUCUGGCGGAGAGUGCGGCGGUCCUGGCCCAAGGAACGGUCAGCAUGUUGGGGAGUGUGCUGGAGAGUCUGAAGAUGAUGGGUCAUCUAUCGUCUCACGUCUGCCUGCGUGGGAGAGCGCUGCUGCAGCGCGGAGCAUUGUCCGUGUGUGACGGUUGCGGCAUCGCAGUAAAUCUAGCGGUGUACCUGGUCAACAGCGUGGUCAACAUGUUUCUCAUUGGCAGUCAGAACGUGUACUACGGGGCGGUCAGCGUGUGGCAGGCCGUGUCCAGCCCCCUGCAGAAAGUUCUGGAACUGGGUAUGACUCUCCUAGCCUUCCUGUACAGCAGCCUGUCUGGCACGACCAUGUUGCUGUGGACUCCCUGCAGCCUGGCACUGGAGUACCUGUUCUUGCUGGCUCACUUCCUCAUCAGCACCUUCAUCCUCAAUGUCUACGGCCUCCUACUCACAGCCUCCAUCACCCUGGCCACCACCCUCUACCUCCACCCAGAGAUUACCCGCCGCGGAGCCCAAACAGCAGCCAUCUACCUCAACUCUAUCCCCAUGCUUAGAGGCCUACCUGGGUCCCUACGGCGUCUACAGAGGGCAGUGGCUCAGCUUCCUGGAGCCCUGCGCCUUCUACAGAGGGUGCUCCUGGAUAUGUACUGGCAGGAGAGAGACCGAUGGGAGAGGCUGUCCAGGCAAGGCAGUAGGCUGGGGCAGAGUUUGGGGUCAAGGCUGAGGCAGGGGUUGGGCCACAGGGACCGCAGGAUAGGGGGGGACGGGGACCAAGGACAGGGGGGCGCUGAGGACGCAGAGCAGCGGGCCCCCCCAGACGGCAGGGCUGCAGGGGGGCCGCCUCGGGAGCACCCCGGUCCCCGUCACCAACAGGACAACCCCAGCUCCAGCAGGGAGAGACCCCUGUGGAAGCUCUCAGGGCCUGGGUUGACUGCUAUGGCAGGCUCGGCGGAUGGCCUGCUGAGCUUGCUGAAGGAGCAGGAGGAGAGGAAGAAGUGCGUGAUCUGCCAGGACUGCAGCAAGACGGUGGUGCUGCUGCCCUGUCGGCACCUGUGUCUGUGUAAAGACUGCACCAGCAUCCUGCUCAGACAGCCCAUCUACCUGCAGAACUGUCCUCUCUGCAGGCACAUGAUCCUCAACACCAUGGAUGUCUAUAUGUGAAGAGGAGAGACCAACAUUAUAGAUCUGUGAGGAGGAGAGACCAACAACAUAGACGUCUGUGAGAACAUGAAGGUCUUGUAAGAUUACAGACUAGCACCAUGUAGAUAUAUCUGUGAGAACUAGAUCAAGGAGGUCUGUGAAAGACUGCAGACCAAAGUCAUGGAGAUCCAUAUACUCCAUAGCAGACUGGAGACCAACACCUUCUGUGAGGACGGACAGGUCUACGUGAGAGAGACCAAUGAACAACAUGUGUAACUAACUGUGAAAGUCAUUUUAGACACAUUUUAAACAGUGCAUUAAAGGGACCAGAACGAUACUAAUUUAUAAUCUUUUCCGUGAGCGACUGGACCAACCCUAUUGAUGACCAAUGGUCUGUAAAAGACUAUCGCUGUGUAUCCAGGAGAGACUAAUGAGACUAAAACAGACUAAAUAUAAUCUAGAACACAGCCAGGUAGAAUCUAGACCACAGCCAGAUUAUACAUAAUCUAGAUUUAGUCUGUCUAUGCUAUCUGCAUGAUCCUGUCAGCUGUACAGCUCUAGUCCACUAUGCUGAUAUGGUAACCAGUACCUGAACAAUCAUAUCACACACACCCAUGACACAGUGCUGGAGAACAGUAAUACAGCUAAUCACUAAUCAUAAACAUUCAUCCAGAAGUGUACCUGUGUGGACUGCACACCACAGAUCAGGUCAAUUAUGUUCGGAGGAAAUCCAUCAGGGAUGCGAGUGUUGAACAACCUGCUGUAUGUUUAGAGAUAAAGGGCUGCUGACUGUUUCUGUGAGCUGAAUGGGUUUUGAAUCCUACCAAGGGGACGUCAAACUUAGUCUGAAGGCUAAUGUAUGCUGGGCAAUACUUUGAGAAAUAUUGGCAAUGACUGUGUUGUAAACUGUAAGAUAUUUCUUGCUGCACAGAAUGUUGCUGUAAACAGGCAUUCCCACCAAUACAGGAAUACAGGACCACUUUUAAAGCCAAAUGGGGUAUGACAUUUUGGGAACAAAGUCGUUUUGUUAAUACAUAUAAUAAAAAUAGGCAACCCAUCGUUAUUAAUUUUAAGUAUGUAUAUAGCCUUGUUUUUGUUUUCCCCAUCAGUUUCUGUGGUAUUGACAAUUCUAUCCCAUAAUAAAAGAUGACAGCCUCAUGAGCCCAGGAUUGGCACCAAACCAAGUUCUCACUGCGUAAUUGUUAGGAAACGUGUUUGUUUUUCCUCCCAACUCCUCAUUGAUUUGUUUGUUCUAAAGGUCCGCAUGAGCACAUUACAGCAUUGCCCUUUCCCUUUGUUGACUGGCUAUAGUGCUAUUGAUCUGCACUGGGUUCCAGUUCAACAGGAUAUCGGUGGGCUGAUUAUUACAUUAUUCUGUAGGGGAGACGAGACGAGACGAGGGGGGGUGUUAAAAGCUGAAGCACCACCGAAAGGCCUUUUUUUGUCCCAAACAGAAAUAAACAUGUUUGCACCAGGGCGUCUCUGCCUUCUAAACGAUUAUCGGGGGGGUUUAAUUUGACCUUGUAAAUCAUCUGAUUGGUUGGCUUGCCACGCCCACACUGAGAGAAUACCCAGGCUGUAGGAUGACAUAGCAUCAUAAGCCCUGUUGACAUCAUCAGUCCCCCCAGCACUCCAUUAGUGGUGACCACCAGGAUCCAGUUAGGCUGUGCUCAGUCCAGUCUGACUCUGUCUCCAACCACAGGGUGUAGUACCUGCUACUGGGAAGGGGGGGUAGGGAUGAACCCACACACCCGUUGUCAUCUUGUUCAUAAAAGUGCCAAAGCAUUCUCUUGAUAUGGAGACAGUCAUGAUGUGUAACUGCAGAACAGAUAUGAAUGUGUCCCGUUAUGGAGAGGAAAGGGUGGUGGGUGUUGCAGUAAGAAGCCAUGAAUGUAUUGUGUCUUUCCAAACCACUCUUCUUCAAACAGUAUUUGUCAAGUCUGACUUUGUGAAUGAGAAAAUGUUAUGUUAAUGGGAGUGGCUUUGCUCGCCUGUCAAAGUUUACAUAAAAAAUA